Messenger RNA from Hyla sarda, 4715 nucleotides. RefSeq names its product adipocyte plasma membrane associated protein (gene APMAP). Lineage: Eukaryota; Metazoa; Chordata; Amphibia; Anura; Hylidae. Gene Ontology annotation, molecular function: strictosidine synthase activity. Bases 86 to 1339 code for a protein of 417 amino acids. Gene Ontology annotation, biological process: biosynthetic process. The record is from RefSeq and is a predicted model, not a curated record. The transcript is spliced from 9 exons.
UGACAAGGAACGCCAAUCUCCUGACUGUGUGACUGCGCCCGUGUGCGGUGCCCUUGGUGUGGACGCUGCGUUUUAUAGGCGAUUGAUGACCAUGGAGGAGGGAGACGGGCUGCGGCAGAGGAGGCCCAUCCGGCCGCAGGUCAUCACAGACGAGACCAUAGUGCAGGAGACGCAGGGCACCAGUACCUACAGUGGAAAGGUAUUCCGUGCCACCUUGACGUGCCUGGCGCUCCUACUCCUGAUACCGUCUCUGGCAGGGCUGUGUCUUCUUGAGAGCCCUAUUGAGCCGCAGUAUCUGAGCUUCCAAACACCACCUCUGAUGACAGGAGUUCUGGAGCCAAAUGUAAAACUGAGAAAGGCUGAGCGACUGUAUGAAGGUCAACUACAGGGCCCUGAGUCACUGGCCAACAUCGGAGAUGUCUUGUUUACUGGCACUGCUGACGGACAGAUUCUGAAGAUUGAAGAUGGAAUAAUCCACACCAUAGCAAGACUUGGAAAACCUCCUUGUGGAACCAGAGACAACGAACCAAACUGUGGAAGACCCCUUGGACUCCGUGUUGGCCCCAAUGGGACCCUUUUUGUUGCAGAUGCUUACCAAGGAAUAUUCCAAGUGAAUCCUGUGACAGGUGCGGUGGAACAGCUUGUAUCCUCCCAGAUUCCUGUUCAGGGGAAGAAAAUGUCCUUUGUCAAUGAUCUUGCAGUGACCAGUGAUGGAAGGAAGAUCUACUUUACCGAUUCCAGCAGUAAAUGGCAGAGACGAGAUUUCCCUUAUCUAGUCAUGGAGGGCAUAGAUGAUGGACGCCUGCUGGAGUAUGACACAUUGACUAAGGAGGUGAAGGUUUUGAUGGGAGGAUUGCGGUUUGCCAAUGGCGUGCAGCUCUCUCCUGCUGAGGAUUUUGUGCUUGUUGCAGAAACCACAAUGGCACGUGUGAGGAGAUAUUAUGUGUCCGGACUCACCAAAGGCGGGGUGGACACGUUUGUGGACAACUUGCCCGGAUUUCCUGAUAAUAUCCGUCUUAGUAGUUCUGGAGGAUACUGGUUGGCCAUGUCGGCUGUAAGACUUAACCCUGGAUUUUCCAUGAUGGAUUUCUUAGCGGACAAACCAUGGAUUAAAAAAAUAAUCUUUAAGUUCUUCAGCCAUGACACCGUGAUGAAGUUUGUCCCUAGGUACAGCCUUGUCUUGGAGCUAGGAGAGAAGGGAUCUUACAAGAGAAGUUUCCAUGAUCCUAAUGGAGAGGUGGCCCCCUACAUAAGUGAAGCUCACGAGCAUGAUGGAUACUUGUACUUGGGUUCUUUCCGGUCACCGUUUAUCUGUAAAUUGAACCUUAAGGAUGUUUGAAGUUUCCCUUAUGUGGAACUUGAUGAUGCAUAAUGGAAAGGUCUUAAAGGACCCUGGACAUAGCUGUCACCAUGUCAGCUGCUCUGGAUUGUACUUUGCUCUGGAUCAUAGAGGCACGCUCUAAUUUUGUGAUAUGUUUGGAUAAUAGCAAAGUAAUGUAUUGAAUCUUUGGUUUCCAGGAAAAUCUGAUGUUUUUUUGUUUUAUCAUCAAUUUUGUAUAAUUUGUAAAGAAUGUAUACAGUAAGGCUGUAUCCGUGAACAGGUAUACAUACCAAUAGUAUAGAUAUGCUUGUAGCAGACGUCAGGUAGUUUCCUCUAUUUGUAACAUAAUUGACACAAUGCAUUGUGGGGUGUUUUUGUUUAUUUAUUUAUUUUUUUAAAGAUGUGAUCCAGUGCAUUUACCACAAUUAGGCAGCCUAUGUGCCCAAUACUAAUACAGGUUUCAGGGUUUCAUUAUUGUGAAUGAUAUAUUAAAGGGGUACUCAACCCCUAGACAUCUUAUCCCCUAUGUGACGGAUAGAGAUAAGAUGUCUGAUCAUGGGCUCCCGCCACUGGGACCCUCCGCGAUCUCCCUGCAGCACCCAACAUUUGUUUAGAACACUGGCUGUGGCGCUGGAGGCUCAUGACAUCACGCCCCCUUAGGACAUCAUGUCACACCCCCUCAAUGCAAGUCUAUGAGAGGGGGUGUGGUGGCAUGAGGGGACGUGGUCGUGACAUCACAAACCUCCAGUGCCACAUCGCUAGUCAUCCGGCAGCGAGCAACGUUCGCUCCAUGCACCGGAUGACUGGGGUGCUGCAGCAAAGAUCACAGGGGUCCCAACAGCGGGACCACCGUGAUCAGACAUCUUAUCCUCUAUCCUUUGAUAGGGGAAUAAGAUGUCUAGGGGCGGAGUACCCCUUUAAGCUUAUAUUGCUGCCAGAAUAACCCUACAAUAUUAAUAAUUUUAAAUCCAUUUAUAGCCUGAGCCUAGAAGUGACUUUUUUUAUUCUAUGAUUUUUAUAGUACGUAGAAGUUUGUAAUGACAUAUUUUAGCCUCAAAAGAAUUUGCAGGAACCUAAAAGCAUAAAGUGCAGAUUUUUCUUUUAAAUUAACACAUUCAUAUAUAAUGACUUCCUUUUUAUAUGCAUGGAGGAUUGCAUGAAUCUGUUAUGUUUGUGCAUGCAGCAAACUACUGCGAAAAAAUCCAUUCUGCAUUACAUUGCACUGACUCAUGCAGUGGUCCCAACCCAUUCACUAACAGUGGGUGGUCUAAUAUGUGCGUAUGUUAUAUGGGGAAAUUAGAAAGCUGAGAGCAACCUCACUGCUGCUGAGAUAAGAACUGGGGGGCUAUAUGUUUCCAUUAGGAAAGCAGCGAAUCUGUUCUACGGGUGACUGAAACCUGUGUUUUCAGCACAAGCUUAAAGUCCAUGUGCACUUUUGUAACCAUUUGUUUAUUGCUCCAAUACAUCUAAAGUAAUUACCUGAAUUUCUUUGCAAAGUGUGUUCCUUAAAAGUAUCCUACCAUUAGAUGGCUCCAGCUCUAGGAUAUCUCAUACAGAAAUAAGCAGAUGGAAGACAGGGUAUUGUCACACCAGCAAAAAAAAGCCCCCCCAAAAAUUGUGCCUAAAAAAAAAAACUUUCAAUUUCCAGCUCGCAUUGACUUCAAUAAGGAAUGCUCAAACAGUGCUAAAAAUCAUCACUAAUAAAAACUACCUGUAGAAACUGUGGCAAUUUUCAAGCGGUUUUUGCAACCACAUGAACAUAGACAUGGCUGCAGGAUCAGACUACAUGUUACCAUAGACACACACAUAUCUGCAUGUUAGCUGUAUACAUGUAAUAGUAGGACUAUUGGAAUCGGGACUGUUUUCAGAGUUGAUUCAUUUCAGAUGCUUUGUAGCAAUAAUUUUUAAACUUUCUAACUUGGGAACAAGUACCAGACAUGAUAGCACAAACUAGAUAUUGAGAGACCUAUAGACACUAUUAGAGCCAAAGUGGCAUAGUGUUAUGAGUGUAUAUAUUCAUGAGCUGUCUAUUAUUACUAGCUGGGUUAACUCGGCCAUGCAUGAAUGACCCAAAAGGAAAAUGUCACACAUUUUAGUUGGUUGCCUUAUAGACUAAAUGAAAUUAUAUUUUAUUAAUUAUAAUCUAUAUGAAUCUAACUACAAUGCAUAGUACAACUUAUAAAGUUUCUUGUUAUACAUAAGUGACGAGUGAAGGAUUUUCUCCUAUUUCGGGACAUUGGCGGGGUGCAUGAGCUGUGAUAAGUAAGAGUGCAUGUUUUUAGAACUCCCACACCAAUGUCAGUGCAUGUGUGGUCACCUCUAUUUCCUAAAAAUCAGUAGGGGGUACAAGCUCCCAGAACAUGUCUGACUGUCUUCCAAAUGGGACCCUUCAGUGUUAGGUGUUAUCCGGCCAAAGACCAGCACCCACAUUCUAUGUGGGACUGCGUCUCCAGCCUCGGAAUGCUCUUUGUAUCUGGGACUGGAGACGUGAUGUGGAGCCACGCCCCCUUGUGACGUCAUGUCAUGCCACCUCCUUUCAUGUCUAUAGGAAGGGGCGUGGCAUUAUGUCACGAGGGGGAAUGGCGAGAGCUUUCCGAGACUGGAGACUCAGCACUGUAUAGAAUGCAGGUGCUGCACAAAGAUUGCGAGGGGGUACAAUCGGUGGGCUCCCCUCGAUCAGACAACUUAUCCCCUAUCCUUUGGAUAGGGGAUAAGAUAUCUUUGGCCGAAUAUCCCCUUUAAAUGGGUACUCCGCCCCCAGAUAUCUUAUCCCCUAUGAAUAGGAUAGGGGAUAAGAUGUCUGAUUUCAGGGGUCGUGCAGUACACAGCGUUCGUUUAGAAUGCUGGGUGCGGGCUGCGGUGGUCAUGACACCACGCCACGCUUCCUCAAUGCAAGUUUAUGGGAGGGAGCGUGAUGUCACAAUGGGCGUGGUCAAGAUGUCACGAUCCCCGCUGCCCACUCCAAGUGUUCAGAACAAAAUGUUCCGAAUGCAAGAGGGAGAGCCAUGAAGAAAGAAUGUCCCAUUUUGGCAGACUUUGCUUGGUCUGCCUAGCCUUUUAAAUUUAUAAUGGGGACAUCUCUUUAAAGGGAUUUUCCAACCAAGUCCUAUCAAAUCCCAAAAUUGCGAACCUCAGUCCAGAAUAGGGACAUGACCCCAUGAAAAUCAUAGGAAAGUGUUUCCCAACCAGUGUGCCUCCAGUUGUUACAAAACUACACAUACAGUUGUAGUUUUGCAACAGCUAGAGGCUCACUGGUUGGGAAACGCUGUCUUAGGGACUACGCAAGUACUGGAGGUGUAAGCACAUUGAAUAUCACAGUGAGCAGCCACAAUCUGUAAUAACAAAAGAACUUGAUAUGAAUUGAUUUAAUAAAAAAGGUGUUAGCCCGGAGUAA